This is a messenger RNA of Peniophora sp. CBMAI 1063, 1065 nucleotides long. The record is from the annotation of a GenBank genome assembly. NCBI's taxonomy places the organism in Eukaryota, Fungi, Basidiomycota, Agaricomycetes, Russulales, Peniophoraceae.
AUGAAUCCAAACACAACGCUAUGCCUCGCUUGCUCGUCUUCGCUCCCACCACGUCUGCUUACGCAGACUGCGGUCGGCAAACACUCCUCCGAGCUUUUCCUGACAAAGUGCUGCGCUCGACCGAUCUGCCCUACUUGUCUCGCGCGUAAUCCACGCCUUGCACGAUACGAUCCCUGUUUAGCCUGCUUGGGAGGUGUGCGUGCCGUCGGGAGUGGUCAAAGUUCGACCGACGCGCCGAGGAAUAUAGAUGCGGCGAUACGCGAUGAGGAUGUGUAUGCUAUCGGCGACGAUGACGAUGAAGAAGAUGCCGAUCCAGGAGAGACGUCCGCGGGUAGCAGUGGUGGUAGCGAUGGUCUACCUGCGCCAGCUACACCGCCGCCCGCGUAUGCGACUGAAUUACCGAUCCAAGGCUUGACGAAUCCGGCUACCCCUACAUCCUCUACGCCAAGCCAAGACGAUGGCACGAACGAAAAGAUGGAAGAAGACGUACCAAGAAGGUACUACAUCCGCAAGGGCGAUACACUGCUUGGUAUUGCCUUACGCCAUGGAGUGGAUGGUCGCGCUCUUUGUAAACUGAAUAAUCUUCCGCCGAGCACACUCAAUACUACACCGCACAUCCUACAUACGCGAACUUUCAUCCUGCUCCCGCCUUAUGCCAAGAGCGGUAGCACGAGUCCGCCGCCGCCGCCGGAUCCUGAGAUGGAAGCGCGACGCGCGCGUGAACGCGCGAGAAAGCGCUUUCAAUUCGUAACCAAAGAAGUAGAUUGGCGUGUUGCACAAGCGUAUGUGGCGCUCGCGGACGAUGAACCGGGCCCUUCGGGCCGCAUGGCCAUGGAUCAUAAAGCCGCCGAGAAGGAGAAGGCCAAAGUAGCUCAUGACAGCGAUGCACCUCCUGCGGCGAGGCUCGAAGGGCGUGCUGUUGACAGCUACCUGGAUGAUACUGACUGGGAGGAACGCGAAGUACGGGCCGGUCGGGGAGUACGUAUCGAACGGCUUCCUCUGGCUGGCGGAAGUAGCCGAGGCGAAGACGCCCAGAAGACUUCUGGAUGGAGAUGGCGCGGCUGA